AUGACUCAAGAGACGGAAAAGCUCCCAAACGACCUGGAAAAGGUUCAAGCAGGAAGGCAGACCUCGGCUGAAGCCCUGCGCAAGAAGACUGAAGAGGCGGAAAAGCUAACAAAGGACAUGAAAAAGGUUCAAGCAGAAAAGGACACCUUGAUCGAAGCCAUCUGCAAUCCCGGAGCACCACCUUCUCAGCAAAUUUGCGAACUUGAACAGCUCCAGGCGGAAGUGGGCUUGAUAAGGCAAAAUACAGUCGUACAAGAUGAAAUGUUUGACAUUCCGGAUGAGAUGUUCAAGUGGGACGAUGCGCCCCUGGCGCUAAUGAGCCAGUACGCUCUGUUGUGGUGCCUGGAAGCCUACAGGAGUGCUAGCCUGAUGAAUCUACUUGACGGAACGACGGACCCGAAGGAGGUUGCGAUCUGGUUGAACCUCUGGAAGCUUGUUGUAGAGAGCAGGACGCUAUACGUAGAGGAGCUUCCGGGAAAAAAAAACAAGAUGACGUUAAGGCCUGACCACAAGUCCUUGAUGGCCUCGAUUGGGAUCAAUCUCUGCAUUGGCCUGGAAGAUGAAGAUUCUUGGGGAAAGCAAGAAGCCUGUAAAUGGAAGAGACGCCAGGGAUGGACAUUGGGAGAAGUCCAGUUCUGCAGGGUACCAUUCUGGACUCAUAACAUCGUCUCUGCCAACGCUCCAUUCAUGAACCUGUUACCAAUUUGUCAGCUCUUCUGGAUCCCACAUUCAAGGCUCAGAGAGAAAGACGAAAUCUGGCCCCCCAAGAACGGUGCUGCUGCCAAUGUCAAGGCCAAGAUCACCACCGCCCUCAAGGUCAAACAAGCGGCCAAACAGAAUAAGAAGCGAGCGAUCCUGAAGAUAGAAGAACUCACAAUGAAAGGAUUAUGGCUUUGGCAGGAGGCCAAUGGUCUCAGCAAAGUCAAGCACAUUGAGAUGUUGAGUCCAAUCUUGAACCCACGCAAGCUUGACAACAUCAAACAGCAAUUGCGCUUUGAGGGAGAGACCAUGAUCAUGGCAGCAGAGAGGGGUGGUGUGACCAUAGAGUGGAUGAAUCUUUGA
Filobasidium floriforme is the source of this 1062-nucleotide messenger RNA. RefSeq lists its product as uncharacterized. The transcript is spliced from 9 exons. Bases 1 to 1062 code for a protein of 353 amino acids. NCBI's taxonomy places the organism in Eukaryota, Fungi, Basidiomycota, Tremellomycetes, Filobasidiales, Filobasidiaceae. The record is from RefSeq and is a predicted model, not a curated record.